Cucumis melo (muskmelon) is the source of this 2179-nucleotide messenger RNA. RefSeq lists its product as uncharacterized. The record is from RefSeq and is a predicted model, not a curated record. The transcript has a single exon. Bases 140 to 2083 code for a protein of 647 amino acids. NCBI's taxonomy places the organism in Eukaryota, Viridiplantae, Streptophyta, Magnoliopsida, Cucurbitales, Cucurbitaceae.
AUCCAAAUCAAUUUUCUCAUCUCUUACGUAAGAUUCAAUUCUUCCAAUUCCCAUUCCACAAUUAUUAAUUUAACCCCAAAAAUCUCUCCUUUCUCCAUCACUCUCUCACUCUUCUUCACUUUCGCCGCUUCACUCAACAAUGGAUAACCCCACCGGCGCCGUCCUCUUCACCACCAUCGGCCUCAACCAAUACGGCUUCGAUAUCUUCUCUGUUGCACUCAAUUCCCCCACCGUCGAACGCCGUCUCACCGACGGAAUCUCUGUCAAUUUCAACGCCCAAUUCCUCAAUAACCAACUUUCCGUUGUCUUCAUCUCUGAACGCUCCGGCUCUUCUCGAAUUUACCUCUCUGAUUCCCCUAAUUCUUCCCCUAAAUUGCUUGCUUCCGCCCCCGGAAGCUGCUUUCAUGACCGACCCAUCGUUAGAAAUGGCCGACUCCUUUUCAUCUCUGCUCAUGAAAAUCCCCACAAGCCCUUCACCAGCUGGGCUGCUCUGUAUUCCACUCCGUUGGACGGCGACGAUUCGAUUACCCGGCUGACUCCUCUCGGGUCCGUCGAUUUCAGUCCAGCGGUUUCCGGAAGUGGGAAGUUUGUGGCGGUUGCUUCUUAUGGCUCUCGUUCUUGGGGCGGCGAAUUUCAUGAGCUGAACCUAGAAAUUGUUGUGUUUAAAUCUUCUGACCCGGAUCGGCGGGUUGUGGUUGCCAGUCGGGGUGGAUGGCCAUCGUGGUCCGGCGACUCCACGGUCUUCUUCCACCGGAAGGCCGAGGAUGGGUGGUGGAGCAUUUUUAAAGUGGAGAUUCCUGAAAAUCUUGAUUCCUCUAUGUCCUCUGAUUCCCCAGUUCCAAUCCGGGUCACUCCGGCGGGUCUUCAUUGCUUUACUCCGGCUGCCAUGAACGACAGCAGACUAGUUGUCGUCGCUACACGAAGAGCCGACAGUAAAUUCCGACACAUCGAGAUUUUCGAUUCUGAAUUGGAAGAAUUCAUCCCAAUUACCCAGAAAUUGAAUCCCGAUUUCCAUCAUUACAACCCGUUUGUCUCACCGGAUUCCAAUUUCAUCGGAUACCACCGAUUUCGCGGCGAGUCAACUCAAAGCGAAUUGAUUCCAUAUCUCAGUCCGGUAAUUUCCCCAAUUAAAGAACUCCAAAUGAUCAGAAUAAACGGUUCGUUCCCAACGCCGUCACCUGACGGCGAUUUAAUCGCCUUUAAUCCCAAUUUCAAUGGAUUACAAAUCGUUAAAUUUGACGGCUCAAAAUGUCGAACCGUUUUAAAAGAUCGAACCGCCUUUUACAAUUCGUGGAGCCCAACGGAGAAAAACGUGAUUUACACUUCGUUAGGACCCAUUUUCGGGGCGGUAACAGCAACGGUCCAAAUCGCUCGGAUCACGAUCAACUCUGAUGAUCUCAAAGAUGGUGAUAGCGAUGAAGUUUCCAGUGAAGUAAAGAUUCUUACAAAAGACUAUACCGGAAACAAUGCCUUUCCGGCGUGCUCACCGGACGGUAAGUUUCUGGUCUUCCGGUCUGGGCGAUCAGGACACAAGAAUCUUUACAUCGUCGACGCCGUGAAGGGCGAGUUUGAGGGGGAAUUACGACGGUUGACGGAUGGAGCGUGGAUUGAUACAAUGCCUAACUGGUCGCCGAGGGGAGAUCUCAUAGUAUUUUCUUCAAAUAUGCAUAAUCCAAAGAACACCGAAGCAUUUAGUAUAUACGUCAUAAGACCGGACGGUUCGGGGUUGAGGAGAGUAUACGUGGCUGGACCGGAAGGGUCUAGUGAGGUGGACAGGGAGAGGAUUAACCACGUGUGUUUUAGUAGAGACGGUAAAUGGCUUUUAUUUACAGCGAAUUUGAGUGGGGUGACAGCAGAGCCGGUGUCGUGGCCCAAUCAGUUUCAGCCAUAUGGCGAUCUGUUUGUGGUGAGAUUGGAUGGGACCGGGUUAAGGAGGCUGACGUGGAAUGGAUAUGAAAAUGGGACUCCCACUUGGUAUUAUGGGAGUGAGGUGGCACUUUCUGGUUUGAGCUUGAAAGAUGAGGUGGUUGGUGAGAAGUUGAAAGGAAAUUUUGAUGAACCGCUUUGGAUAACGUUUGAUUGAUGUUUAUGUUUGCCAAUAAAUGUUUUUUUUUUUUUAAGAUUUCGUUGAACUUUAAAAUAAAAAAGGUGCAUUCUAUACAAUUGAAUUUUGGUUGAA